AUGUCUGAUCAACUUAGCAUUCAAGAAUCCAGAAAACGUGCAAGGGAGAAUGUGGAUAAAGAUAAGAAAGUUGUUAUGGCGGUUGUAGGUUUUUUCAUGACUAUUAUUGUGGCUUGGUUUGAUUUGAGGUAUGAAGUAAAGGAAAUAACAUGCAAUCAACAAGAACGUAUGAAUAGACGAACAAUUUGGAUGGACACGUUGAUGAAUGAUAGAAUAUGUAGGGAGCAAUUACGUCUAGACAAACGUUGUUUUGAAAAAUUGUGCAAUAUUUUACAAUCUAAGGGUGGUUUAGUGACUACAAGAUAUGUUACAGUGAAAGAAAUUGUUGCAAUGUUUCUUCAUGUUCUUGCACAUGAUUUGAAAAAUAGAACAAUACAAGCAACCUUUGCUCGUUCUGGAGAGACUAUUAGUCGACAAUUUAAUGUAGUCCUUAAAGCACUACUCAAGCUUGGAAAGUAUUACAUAAAACCAUGUAAUAACCAGAGCAAUUACACAAAGGAUACGAAGUGGAAUAGGUUUGAGGGGGACACUAGCACCAAUGUUUUAGCUGCAUGUGAUUCAAAUCUUUAUUUUACUUACGUUUUGCCUGGUUGGGAAGGUUCUGCUUCGGAUCCACGCGUUCUUCGUGAUGCUCUUCAAAGGCCUAAUGGUUUGAAGAUUCCUAGAAAUAAGUAUUUUCUUGUGGAUUUGGGAUUUGCUAAAGCUGAAGGUUUUCUAGCUCCUUAUAGAGGUACGAGGUACCAUUUGAAUUUGUGGAGAGGAACCACUCCAACAAAUUACAAAGAGCUUUUUAAUUUACAACAUUCUUCAGCUCGAAACACAAUUGAAAGGGCUUUUGGGUUAUUGAAAAAGCGAUGGAGUAUACUUAGAGAUCCAUGUUUUUAUGAUAAAAAGACUCAAAUUAGAAUUAUCAACGCUUGUUUUAUUCUUGAUAACUUUUUGAGGGAUGAAAUUAUGGAUGAAACAAGUCUUGUUAAUGAGGUAGAUGAAGAUUUACUAAAUAUAGAGACAAUUGAUGAAGAAGAUGUAGAAGAUGAUUACAUUAUUAGUACGCAAUCAACAUUCAUCAUGAAGAGAUCCGAAAAAGAGCCAAUGGUACCACAAAAACAACCAAAACGAUCUUAUCUUACUUGGAACCAACAAAUGGAUGCUAUACUUAUCUCCACUUUGUUUGAGCAUAUCCGUGAAGGAAAUAAGGGGAAUGGAGAAUUCAAACCACAAGCAUAUCAAGCUGUUGCUGAUAACCUAAGGAACCAAUUGGGUUUAUUGGCUAAUACCGAACAUGUAAAGAAUCGAAUCAAAGUUUGGAAGAAACAUCAUUCAGUUAUCACAGAUAUUCGCACUUACACCAAGUUUAAGUGGGAUGAUGAUAAGAAGAUGCUUAUUAUCCCAAUUGAAGACCACGAGGAAUGGAGUGCCUAUUGUAAGGUCAAUCCCGUGGCGUCUGCUUAUAGAAAUAAGAAUAUCGAUCAUUGGGAUGAAAUAUGCACACUAUUUGCCAUGGAUAGAGCUACGGGUCAAGAAGCUGAGCAAUAUGAAGAAUCUGUGGCAGCUAUGGAGAAAGAAAAUGAAACUUGCAGUGCAUCUGAGGCAAACUCUGCAUCAUCUAACAAGAGGUCAACGAAAGAUUCUAUCGUGGAUGCUAUAUCUAGAUUUACAGAGUCGUUUGAAAAUUAUCUACAAUCAAACAAACUUCCACCUAAGCCCGAUUCCAAAGAGGUUUAUGAUGUUGUUUCAAAGGUUGCCGGACUAGAUCGACAUGAAGUCUUGAAGGCAACAAAGCUGUUUCUGAAGGAUACAGAAGAUUUGGAUGUGUUUAGAGUGAGAUGUGAUUACAUAAGUAAUAAAGGCAAUUUGAUUUUCAAGAUGGUUGAUUCUUGGUUCUUGGAUCUUGGUCUACAAAAUGACAAUAAUAAUGUGAUCUUGAGUUAUGAUGGGACUCUAAAUCCUGGAUCCACCACUGGUUCUGAGUACUCUUUCCUCUUGAUUUUUCCCUUUCUUAGAUUGAAGCUUUUGGAUUGGGGAGAAGAUGGCAUGACUACUGCUAAAGAUUCUGCUUCAUUGCGACAACGAGAAUGUAAUAUUUAA
Messenger RNA from Amaranthus tricolor (Joseph's coat), 2088 nucleotides. RefSeq lists its product as uncharacterized. Bases 1 to 2088 code for a protein of 695 amino acids. The transcript has 9 exons. The record is from RefSeq and is a predicted model, not a curated record. NCBI's taxonomy places the organism in Eukaryota, Viridiplantae, Streptophyta, Magnoliopsida, Caryophyllales, Amaranthaceae.